Malaya genurostris is the source of this 1105-nucleotide messenger RNA. RefSeq lists its product as uncharacterized. Gene Ontology annotation, biological process: olfactory behavior; sensory perception of smell. The transcript is spliced from 9 exons. Lineage: Eukaryota; Metazoa; Arthropoda; Insecta; Diptera; Culicidae. The record is from RefSeq and is a predicted model, not a curated record. Gene Ontology annotation, molecular function: dibutyl phthalate binding; odorant binding. Bases 35 to 937 code for a protein of 300 amino acids. Gene Ontology annotation, cellular component: extracellular region.
GUUCUCCCGUUCUAUUGAAAAAAUUGUUACUGCAAUGAUCUUACAAUGGACGGUACUCCUGGUACCCUUAUUCAUAACAUAUAAUGUGGUUGAAAGUAAAUCUACGAUGGAACAAAUGGCCAAAGCUGGUGAAAUGAUGCGAAACGUUUGUAUUGGUAAAUUUAAAGCUACGGUUGAGCAAAUUGAAGCUCUGGGUCGCGGAGAAUUCAUCGAUUCUAAGGAAGUAAAGUGCUAUGCAAAUUGCGUACUGGAAAUGAUGCAGGCGAUGCGCAAAGGUAAGGUGACAGCCGACGCUGCAAUCAAACAAAUAGACAUGGUGAUUCCACCGGAAAUUGGUGAACCAACCAAGCAGGCAAUCGACGUAUGUCGUAAUUCAGCCGACGGAAUCAAGAACAACUGUGAAGCCGCCUUUGCAUUGCUGAAGUGUAUUCAUCAAAAUAAUCCGAAGUACUUCUUCGCGUAUCUACAAUCGGUUGCCUAUGAUUUGAUGCCAAAACUAUUCAGAAUGAGCCAAGUAACGUUUUUGAUUAUUUUGGGUUCGUGCAUAGUCGGAUCAAUUGGUGUUUCGGGCUCCAUGACUACUGGAGAGUUAGUCUCAAUUGUAAACAUGUUAAGAUCGUACUGUCAACCCAAAUUCGGAAUUUCCGAUGAAAUUGCUACUAGUCUGUCCAAAGGAGAGUUUCCUAACACCCGGAGCUUCAAGUGCUACGUGUCAUGCAUGUUUGAACUCGCCCUUCCGUCCAAAGGAGGUAAAUACUCUUAUGAAGAUGCUGUCAAACAAAUUCAAUUACUUCCACAAGAGUACCAGAAACCUUUUCGUCAGACGUUGCGUAUUUGCAAGAAUGCAGCGGAUGGGAUAAGCGACCCAUGUAACCGUGCCUAUGCACUGUUUACAUGUUUCUACGAUGCGACUCCCAAGUUAUACUUUCCUUGGUGACAAAGCGAUGGCAUUGUGAUAGCUUCCUAAUUACACGAGGAAGAUGUGGCAAUAGUUUCAAGGCUACCAUACCUUUUAAUCGAGGAUUCCCAUUGAUGUAAUCGUCAUAUUUGAGCAUAUACCGAAUAAACUUUAUAUUUCGAAAACCUUUAUUUUUAAUAAAAAAAA